This is a messenger RNA of Cheilinus undulatus (humphead wrasse), 4215 nucleotides long. It is a transcript of the gene rtkn, whose product is annotated as rhotekin. Gene Ontology annotation, cellular component: actomyosin contractile ring. The coding region runs from base 659 to 2734 and encodes 691 amino acids. Gene Ontology annotation, biological process: septin ring organization; signal transduction; mitotic cytokinesis. The record is from RefSeq and is a predicted model, not a curated record. The transcript has 11 exons. Lineage: Eukaryota; Metazoa; Chordata; Actinopteri; Labriformes; Labridae.
CGCCUGUGUGGUUCAGUGGUAUUUUCUAUUUGUUUUAAAGGGCGUGGGGGCUCCUACAGUAAGCUUCCCCCUCGUUUUUUCUCCUCUUUCUUUUAUAAGUUCAUCACCAUCGCCAGAGACGCGUCUGAGGGGUUAACGUAGCGCCGCUUUGGGGCGCGUCAGGGCGCACACAGUGGUCUAGUUGUGUCGAUCACUCCCGCAGAGGCGAUGCCCUUUUGUGGAGAGGUCUCUUGUCACACAGAGGACAGACGGCAUUCACAGCUGGGACACGGGGACACAAAGAGAAGAAGUGCAUUUUAAAAGGCUCCAUUCUUCCUACGCUACCGCUGGGUGUUGACUGUGGGUGUUUGAGAGGAUCUUUGUUGCCCGGAGAGAAAGUGGAGAAGAAGAAUACGCGCCGUGAACGGGCUGGGGGAUUUUUUUUUUUACGGACAGGGUUACUACAGUGCAGCCGAUGCUGUCAACCACACUACUCCUGACUGCUUUCUCGGAGUGACUCGUCUCGUUUUGGAUAACUUUUACGCGCUGUUUUACGCACUGAUCCUAAGCGUCGUAACGCUUUAAAAUGAACUUUCUCUCCCCGGUACCUGCUGGGUAGCACUCUGAUUCGGAUCAUUAACUUUUAAAAGCAGGCACUUUGUGGAUAUCUGCGUAAAGGAUGCCAGUUGAUACACUUGCAAACAUGGAGGAAAAGCUGUGGAUACUGGAGGAUCUGAAUAUGAUGUACAUCCGACAGAUUGCACUCAGCCUGCAGGACAGUGACAUCCAAAAGAAGAUCGACCAUGAGAUCAGGAUGCGCGAUGGAGCCUGCAAGCUGCUUGCUGCCUGCUCCCAGAAGGACCAGGCGUUGGAAGCGGCGAAGAGCCUGCAGACCUGCAGCACUCGUAUCAUGGCUUACAUGUCGGAGCUUCAGAGAAUGAAGGAGGCACAGGUCUUGCAGAAGGUCACGCGGAGGUCAUCAGACGCAGGGCCAAUGGACGACAGACUCCCGUGCAAAGGAAAAGUGGCCAUAUCAGAUCUACGGAUCCCUCUCAUGUGGAAAGACACAGAGUAUUUCAAGAACAAAGGAGAGCUUCAUCGUUGUGCAGUGUUCUGCCUGCUGCAGCUUGGGGGCGAGAUCUUUGACACAGAAAUGGUGAUUGUGGACCGGACGCUCACUGACAUUUGCUUUGACAACACUAUAGUAUUUAAUGAAGCAGGCCCAGGUUUCGACCUGCGUGUUGAGCUGUACAGCUGCUGUUCAGAGGACGAUUACUCAGCAGGGAGCACGCCGAGGAAACUAGCCAGUAAACUGAGCUCCUCACUGGGACGAUCAGCCGGGAAGAAGCUGCGGGCAGCCAUGGAACCUGGACCUUGUAGUCCUGUUAGCAAUGGAGGGGCGACUCCACUUCUGCUGCCUGUUCCCUCUGUACCUGGCCCUAAGUACCACCUCUUAGCUCAUACCACCCUGUCACUUUCGCACGUCCAGGACAGCUUUCGAACGCACGACCUCACCAUCUCAGGCAACGAGGAGUGUUCCUAUUGGCUGCCUCUCUAUGGCAGUAUGUGUUGCCGCCUUGCAGCUCAGCCUCACUGUAUGACCCAACAGAUGAUGAGUGGAUGCUUGAAAGUGAAGCAGUUGGGAGGUGACCCUCAGGGUUGGACAAAAGUGUAUGCCGUCUUAAAAGGAACAAGCCUUUUCUGCUACCACCGGCAGGAAGAUGUGGAGGCGAAUGUCGAGCCAGCUUUCACCAUUGCCAUCAACAAGGAGACCAGAAUACGUGCAUCAGAGAAGGACCCUCAAAGUAAAGUUCAGAAUAUCUGUAUCAGUAACCAUUACGGCGGUGAGGAGGUCACACACACUCUGACCACUGACAGCCGUGAGGACACACACCGGUGGAUGGAGGCCUUUUGGCAACAUUUCUAUGACAUGAGCCAAUGGAAACAGUGCUGUGAUGACUUAAUGAAGAUUGAACUGCCAUCGCCAAGAAAACCUGCUCCUGUCACACCAAAACAAGGCUCACUGUACCACGAAAUGGUUAUUGAGUCAUCUGAUGACCUCAGCAGCACCGUCUCAGACAUCCUGGCUCGGAGGAUGCAGGAGCUGGAGCUCCGCAGCCAGCUAGGCACCUCCCCCACCUGGAUGUCUGUGUUUGAGGAGAGCAACACCAAGAGCGCUAGCCGCCACCGUCCCUGUACCUCUCGCCCCUCUGGAUACAGCCCCUGUUCCCCUCAUCGACUGCCCCGCAGCCCCGUCAGUCCCCACCGCUGCCCACAGCUGACUCUGCUGUCCUCAGAUGCAAGCCUGACCUCGGACAGCGACAGCCACUGCAGCACCAGCCCCUGCUCCCAGCACCACGGCUGGCCUGAGCAAACCUCCAACUACCCUCUCCUGUCGUCUUCCCCCUCCCGUCUGAGGCCUCGCACACUGUCCCUGGACGCUAAGCUCAGCACCCUGCGAGGGAGGGGGUAUGGAGGAGGUGGGGCCUUCCAGUGCCCGUGCCAGCCUCCUGCCUCAUCGCUGCUUACCCCGCUCCCCAUCUCCUCUCGUUCGCCUCGGUCACCACGCAGCACGCAGACCACGCUCUCCUGCUCCAGCUCCACUUCCAGCAACAGCUCCAGUAACAGCGAGGGCAGUCACAGCCCUGAAUCCUCAGAAGGAGCCCCUUUCUCUAGGCCGUCUCCAGCUCGACGCAGCCUCAGAUCCCUCAGGGCCAGACUUGAUCCUCGUAACUGGCUCCAGAGUCAGGUGUGAACUCUUCUAGCCUGACCAGACAUUUAACUCUGGCCUAAGGGCAACAGUGCUCAUUAAAAGCAUGGUUUAACUGGCUUAACACAUAUGAACCCACCUCAGGCUAUCAUGCACAGCCCUGAGGAGGAUAAGCUGCCUCUAACUUGCCUCCUGCUUGAGGUUAGAUUAUGGAAGACCCUCCUGGGGGCUAACUGGAAUACUCUUCUAACAUAAUAGACAGGUGACAAUCAAUGCAGGAGACACUUUUUGAAGAUGGUCCAAAACUAACUGGGAGGUACUCUGUACGCCUUGAAAACACUGGCCAUGCUGCUGUGGAGAAAGUAAUGCUAAGAGUUAAGGUUUUCCUCUAAUAAACUGUCUGACUCUGGUUCUGAGACUAUAAACGGCUUAUCUUGUCUCCGGCAUCAGCCAUCCUGGCCAAUGAAAAAAUGUCAAGGUCAUCUCUAUUAAUGCACUAGCAGUGUUUUGACUGGUUGUUUCUGAUCUGUUUUAUGAAUAAAGGUUUGCCGUGUUUAUGCUAUGAAUGCCGGUGAGCAUGUGACUAGACAAACAUAAUAUUAUUAAUAAUAAGUCAAAGGAAAUGUUAAAACUGUCCAGUGUGGAAGGGAAGUGUCGAUGUUUGUUGCCUGUACUGUGAUCUACUUCAGUGUACGUUUCUAAUAAUUCUUAUAACAGAUCAUCUUUAUGGUUUUCCUCAGAUUACUAUGCACACUUUUUGGGUUUUUCUUUGCAUGAUUUGACUUAAAGUUAAACUGUUGAACUACUUGAGAUCAUUUCAGCAAUGAAUCUGGUGAAAGCUUCACUUUAUGCAAGUGCUCAUACAUACUGUACUGGUUAUUACUGUGAUCUUUUCUGGGAGAAAGUCUGCGCUCUGGUCUUAAUCUUUACACAGUUAUCUGCAGAUUAUGAAACGGCUCCUGUCAGACUUGGGUAAUAGGUUUUUAUAGUAAUAGAAUAAACCCUAGAAUGAAGUUAAAGGAAAUGUUACUAUUACAGAGAAAGCCAUACAUAUAACUCUGAUAUACUGCAGCAUUAUGGAAUUAAAACAAGGGUUUUUAAUGGAUCAGAGUUAUCCAAUAGUAAGUGCAAUCUUGGCAUUUCUCUAAAAAGCUAUAGUCUAUUACACUCUGGUCAAUCAUUAAUUAUGAUUAUCAAAAGUAAAAAAGGUUGAUUUACACUGCCAUUAGUUGUUCUAUUCUUAUGUAGAAAAACCUAAAAUUAGUUGAUUUUAACCAUCUAAGAAAACCAUCUUUGUUCAAACAAAUCUUUUAGGAUUCCGUAUCCUUUUAGGGACAGUAAUUCCUCCUCUCUGUCUUUUCGUUUACAGUGGAUUUUAUUUUGGUAACACUUUCCCUCCUUGGGGCUCUUAGAACUGAUGCAAACAUUUUUACUAAGAAAUAAGCCUGUCAAAUAUUUGAACAUUUGUUACUGUAAAUUAAUUUUUAUAAGUUAACAAAUAAACCUCCUCUUUAUGUUUUUUGUUA